Xiphophorus hellerii (green swordtail) is the source of this 1739-nucleotide messenger RNA. RefSeq names its product lefty1 (gene lft1). The record is from RefSeq and is a predicted model, not a curated record. Gene Ontology annotation, cellular component: extracellular region. Bases 16 to 1101 code for a protein of 361 amino acids. Gene Ontology annotation, molecular function: transforming growth factor beta receptor binding; growth factor activity; cytokine activity. Lineage: Eukaryota; Metazoa; Chordata; Actinopteri; Cyprinodontiformes; Poeciliidae. The transcript is spliced from 4 exons. Gene Ontology annotation, biological process: anterior/posterior axis specification.
CUAAAACGUCUCGUCAUGGAUUUCCUCCGCGCUCUUUGCGUCCUGUGCGCCGCGUUUCUGGUUCCCAGCGGCGCGUUUACGCACGAGGAUAUGAAGGACGCGCUGCUGCAAAAGCUCGGCCUGGAUGAAGUUCCCAAAAUCCAAAAGAGGGACCUGGAGAAUCUGGUCGUUCCGGCGCACAUCAAGAACAAGUACCUCUCCAUGCUGAAGACGCACCACAGCCGGAGGAGACGCAGAUCUCUGCCCAGCCUGGUGGGCAUCCUGAGGGGGGUUCCCGGCAAUGCAGAUAUCUCCGGGGAGUACGUGUACUCCGACACCACCCGGCAUCGCAUGGUGUUCGACAUGGAGGCGCGGAUCCCGGAUAACAGCGAGGUGACCAUGGCGGAGCUGAAGCUCUACCAGCGGGCCUCGCACCACAAACGGUACACCGCGGAGAAGAGGAACCACCGGCCCGUCAACAACGCCCGGGUCAGCAUCUACUGGGUGGAGGUGCUGCCCAGCGGCUCCAACAGGACCUCUCUUGUGGAUUCGCGGUUGAUUCCAAUUCACGAGACCGGCUGGAAGAGCUUUGAUGUCACCCAGGCCGUGCACUAUUGGUCCAAGACGCAGCAGCAGAAGACGCCCAUGCACCUCGAGGUGUGGAUCGAGGGCGAGAGACCCGGCAGCUACGCCGCGGAGAUGGCCAGGAGUGUGCGCUUCACCACCCAGGAGCAGACUGAUGACGCCCUGGGGAGGCCCGAGCUCGUGCUCUACACACUCAACCUGGAAGAGUACGGCUCCGGCGGCGACUGUGACGCAAACCAGAAUAAGGACGCCUGCUGCAGAGAACAGCACUUCAUCAACUUCCGCGCGCUCACCUGGACACAGUACUGGAUCAUCGAGCCGGCGGGCUACCAGGCCUUCAGGUGCACCGGAGGAUGCAAACAGCCCAAACGCAACUACGGCUACGGAGAGCGGCGGUGCGCGGUGUCAGAAAGCUCCCCGCUGCCCAUCAUGUACCUGGUGAAAAAGGGGGACUACACUGAAAUAGAGGUGGCCGAGUUCCCCAACAUGAUUGUAGAAAGGUGUGCGUGCAUGCUGGACAACGUCGCUGUCGUAUGAAGGCAGUAGUAGUUACGGACUUUUGGGAAAAAUUACAGGGAAAUUAUAGUGGGUUUUUUUGUUGCUAGGUGUUGCUUUAUUUAAUGUUUUUAACCAACUUGUCAAGUACUUUCUAUUUAAAUGGACGUUCGGAGGGAGAGCUUUAUUCCCCAACAAACAGAGGUGGGUGGCGUAGCCAAAAAUUAUUCCCACGAAAGAGUAACACUACUUCAACAUAUUUUUAUUCAAGUAAAAGUCAAACGUAGCCGUGUCCAAGAAAUGACUCAAGAGUAAAAGAGUAUUUGGUAAAAAUGCUACUCCAGCUCUGACUGUUUGAAACAUAAUCGAAUGUUUAAACAUUACAUCAUCAGAAGGACCAGAAUGUGAAGCUUUGUGGACAUUUUGGUGUUUUAAGGACCAAAAGGAAAAAUUAUUCAUAGAAAUAACAUCAUUGCAAAAUAACAAAAUCAGAUAAAUAAAUAAAAAAUUAAAUUCUGAAUCAGUUUCUUUCAAUAUACAUUUUUUUUUUUUUUUUUUUUUAUUUAUCACAGGGACAAUGCAUAUUAUUAGCAUUUCUGUAAAUAAGAAGGCUGAAUUUUCACCUGUAUUUUCUAAACAGAUGGAUAAACAAACAAACAAAAAAACAUGAAUAAAAGUUU